This is a messenger RNA of Hibiscus syriacus, 1075 nucleotides long. RefSeq lists its product as uncharacterized. Lineage: Eukaryota; Viridiplantae; Streptophyta; Magnoliopsida; Malvales; Malvaceae. The transcript has 13 exons. The record is from RefSeq and is a predicted model, not a curated record. The coding region runs from base 74 to 1075 and encodes 333 amino acids.
GUCUAGGUUUGAUUAACAAAUUCCAAAAGUGAGCAAAAGAAGAGUGAUCGAAUCGGCAACCUGCAAGCAAAAGAUGAGCAGUCGGCGAGGGCCACCGAAGCACCAAAACAGUUACGCCUGGAAGCCAAACGCCGGUGUUAAAAUCAACGAGAAGGAAGUUGGAGGGAAGCUAAGGCCUUACUCUGAAAUAACUGGAGUUUGCCCUCGAUGCAGAGAACAAAUCGACUGGAAGCGUCGUUACGGUAAAUAUAAACCCCUAACGGAGCCUGCAAAAUGUCAGCUUUGCACCAAACGUAAUGUGCGUCAAGCCUAUCAUAAUCUUUGUUCUGGAUGUGCUAAGGAGCAAAAAGUAUGUGCAAAGUGUCGAUGUCAUGUUGAUCAAAUAGUUGGGAGGGAUUCUGCAGAUGUGGAGGAAGAGCAAAAGAUGCUUGAAGAGGCAAUUAAAAAUGCUCGAGAGAGGGAUAGAAGAACAUUGUUACGAGCCCUUGAUAAGGCAUGCGACUUUCUUCUUAUGCCUCUCAUGAUUCAGUCCAUUGUUUUUGUUCAAGGAAAAAGGAUAUAUGUACUUGAAGUUAUUCUUGAUAUAUCAACGUUGUCAAUGAACUUGAUGAAUAAAAGUAGUUCCAAAAGUUCAUCGAAAACCACAGCCAACAAAGAAAAUGGUAGGGUGGGUGAAAUUUUUCCUUCUACAUCACUUGAGGAAUAUGCCAAGCUAGGUAGAAAAGAUGGUGGAAAUCAUGAUGGUCAAUAUGACUCCAAGAAUGAUUGCAUUGGUGACCACGAUGAUGAUGAUGAAGAUGAAGAUGCCAACGAAAUCGAUGGUCAAGAUGAUGAACAAGUUGAUGAUCAAGGUCUUCAACAAAAUAUACCAUCAUCGUCAAGCAGCAGCAACGAUGCCAGCAACAUAAUAGAAUAUUCUGAAGCACCUCCCACAGAACUUCGAAGAUCCAUAAGAGAGAGAAGAAUGCCAGAAAGACGAUCAGAAAAACACAACUGGAUAUCUAUUUCAUAUCGGCUCUGCAACAUUUUCAUGGUCAUCAAAGAAGCAACAAACGAUAGCUUUUUCAACAUGUGA